Messenger RNA from Phycodurus eques (leafy seadragon), 951 nucleotides. RefSeq names its product transmembrane protein 121. The record is from RefSeq and is a predicted model, not a curated record. The transcript has a single exon. NCBI's taxonomy places the organism in Eukaryota, Metazoa, Chordata, Actinopteri, Syngnathiformes, Syngnathidae. Bases 1 to 951 code for a protein of 316 amino acids.
AUGGUCCCCCCACCUCCCACCAACAAGCCACACGUGUGCCUGUCCACCAUCCUCAUCAUGAGCAGCAUGGCACUGAUUGAUGCCUACCUGGUGGAGCAGAACCACGGCCCGCGUAAGAUCGGCAUCUGCAUCAUGGUGAUGGUGGGAGACAUCUGCUUUCUGAUUGUCCUGCGCUACGUCGCCGUGUGGGUGGGGGCUGAGGUGCGCACAGCCAAACGAGGGUAUGCCAUGAUCCUUUGGUUCCUCUACAUCUUUGUGCUGGAAAUCAAGGUCUACUUUGUGUAUCAGAACUAUAAGGCUGACAGGAAGAGCCUUGAUGCUCUGUCCAGGAAGGCACUAACACUGCUGCUCUCCAUCUGCAUUCCAGUGCUCUUUGUAGUGCUGGUGGCUAUUGACCACAUGGAGUAUGUGCGUGCCUUCAAGAAGCGCGAGGAGAUACGCAAUCGUCUCUUCUGGGUGGUGGUGGACUUGCUUGACAUCCUGGACAUUCAAGCCAACCUGUGGGAGCCCCAGAAGAAGGGCCUCCCUCUGUGGGCGGAGGGCUUGAUGUUUUUUUACUGCUACAUCCUCCUCCUAGUGCUACCCUGUGUGUCUUUGAGUGAAAUCAGCAUGCAAGGUAUCAACAUUGUGCCCCACAAGAUGCUCCUGUACCCAAUCCUCAGCCUGGUGACUAUAAACAUCAUCACACUCUUUAUCCGUGGUGGCAACAUGAUUUUGUACAGGGACGCGAGGGUCUCAGGGAUCCUCAUAGGAAAGAACAUACUGGCCAUCAUCAUAAAGACCUGCAGCUUUGUCCAGUACAGGAGACAGUUACAGAGUGCCCCUCCAGCUUUUGGGGUUGAGCUGCAGAAAAAUUCAUUGGCCCAUGCUCGCCCUGCCCCCACCACUCCCCAGGCGGUCAUCCAGGACCAGACACCCCUGCCCGAGGUGACAACAUGCGAGCACACGUGA